AUGGAAGGAGGACAGGGCGAGGAACAGCUCAAAAUCUUGUCAUCGGCAGCCAAGUUCUUCACAGAGGAAAGGCUGAAGAACUUCUCUGUUGUGGGAAACGAUGGUACAAGAAUUCGAGUAAAUCGAGAAUGGCUGAUAGCUCGAAGUGUGUUGGUCGGAGCCUUAAUGGAGGAGUCAGCUUUGGAGACCUCCGUUCUUCGUAUCAAUGUCCCCGGAGCCACAUUUGAGGCUCUCUAUGAGUAUCUGUGCACGGGCACAACUCAACUUCUACGCUUUGAGAAGACGAUUGGCGCUUCUGUCGAAGAAAAGGAUGUCGUUGAGGUUCAAAGCCUCUUGUCGCUGCUGGUGGCUGCGGACUACUGUGAGCUGUCGAGUCUGUCGAACAACGUUUCCGAUGGUCUAAUGAGAUCGCUGGAGGCAUGUCCAUCGCUCUCCCUUCUCGUGUUGGAGCACUGCAAAACAGACUUUCUUACAGACCUGGCGAAGCGAGCGCAGGCAACCCUGUGGUCCAACCCUUUCAGAGCAAUGGAUACUGUGGCCAUGAAACACCUUGGCGAAGAAUGCUUGGAUUUGUUAUUGCGGGAUGAGUUCAUCACCGCGGAUGAAUUCGAAGUCUUCCGACUUGUUCAGAAGUGGGUGGAAGUUAACGGGGAGGCUGCUUCUGCGCCGAACCUCAUCGACCACGUGCGCUUAGAAAACAUCAGCGCCAAACUGUUAUCAGCUGAAGUCAAAGCUUCACAGCUUGUCUCCCAAAAAGAUCUCUUGGAGGCCUACGAGAAACAAGCGCUCCGAGCACAAGCGAUCCACAAUGACGUACCGCAAGGUCCUCGCUACCUUCCAAAUUGGAGGCACACCUCCACGAAUCGCGCGAUCGGACAUGAAGAGGAAAUGCUGGACAUUUUGGACUGUUCGCCAAUGAAGGUCGGCGAAUAUCGCUGGGCCUUUCACGUUCAGGGGAUGUCCCAGCAGCCAGCUUGGAUUGGCGUCGCACUAAGCGGCAAAGACAUGGACCGCGAAACCUCCCUGGCAAAGCACGAGUAUGGGUGGGCCUAUAGCAGUCAAGGCGGAAUUCGACAUGGCGACCGAAACGAACAAGGAAAUCCGUGUUUCAAGGCAGGCUCGAAAGUGACGUUCACGUUAAAUCUUUCCGAUGACAACGAGACCAACGGGACUCUGUCUGCUGCCAUUGACGGCGGAGAUGAGUUUCAGCUCUUUUCCGAUCUCCAACGCGAGUUGGAUGGACCAGGCGGCUUCGUCCCAGCUGUGUCCCUUUUUGCACCGGCAACCAUCGAAUUCAUGGGAAUCCAGAGGCUUCGGUAG
Messenger RNA from Seminavis robusta, 1320 nucleotides. NCBI's taxonomy places the organism in Eukaryota, Bacillariophyta, Bacillariophyceae, Naviculales, Naviculaceae. The record is from the annotation of a GenBank genome assembly.